GUUACAGUAACCUACACACUGAAAGGAGGGCUUAAGAGUUAGGUAUCUUCGGCGCACAUAAAAGAACGCUUGUCGUCAGAGGAUGGCGGAACUUAUCAAUCCUAACCCAAUUAUCCACGAACGUAGAGCAAUCCUACGUACAAAGCCUCUUCAGCGGAAGGAUGACGUGGACGAUGGUGAUCGCGAACCUAUCGACGCGCUGGAGAUCUUCGAUCAUAUCCGGGACAUCAACGACCCGGAGCACCCCUACACGCUAGAACAGCUUAAUGUUGUCUCUGAGGAGCAAAUUAACGUGGACGACGCGCGCGGACGCGUAAGUGUGCAGUUCACUCCCACCGUUGCCCAUUGCUCCAUGGCAACUCUGAUCGGCCUCUCCCUGCGAGUCAAGCUGCUACGUUGCCUCCCACCUAGGUUCAAAAUCGACAUCAAGCUGGCCCCCGGUAGCCAUUCAAGCGAGGCGGCGGUCAACAAGCAGCUCGCGGACAAGGAGCGAGUGGCGGCGGCACUUGAGAACCCCAACCUGCUAGCCAUGGUGAACAAGUGCCUGGCGGCGCCGGCUGGGGAUGGUGCUGACGGGGGAGAGGGCGGCCGGACACCGUACCAGGGCGACGGCUGAGGGGCGGAAUGCAGUAUUGGAACACUUCUGUGCGUGAACUCAAGGUGCUGUGUUGUUUCUUGGGGUAUGCGUUGGCCGCGGCGGCGGGUGCAAGGGGCUCCUGAUGGAUGGGCCCAGUUGCCGUGCCAGCUGAGGAAAGCAGCUGCUAGAGCGGUUGGGCGGUUGCCCAACGUGAAGACCUCUCAUGGGUGCUGGUUGCCGCCCACGCCCACCUCAAGGGAGGUGUGCGGUGCCAGAAGGGCCGUGUGGUCCGGCUGGUUUCAUCCCGCCGCCUCUGUCCAGGGCUCGGCUCCCGUAGCUGGUAGCUCCCUCCACCUCACCUACCAGAAUUCAACUGCACCCGAAUGCAACGUGCAACGGAGACUGCCAUCGCGGGCCAUCGUGGGCAAUAUUCGUACAAUGGGUGGAAUGCACGGUGGUUUGCAUGGUCGGCUGCAUGGCUGCGGGUUGUUGUUGCAAGGCUGUCACACACUAGUUGGGUUGAGCCACCACCGCAGCAGGGUUGUGGAUAACACAGGCGCAGUCGUCUUGCCGGUAUCUUUCCUGGUUUGGUUGUGUCCUGUUUUGCUGCAGAACGUUUUCCGGCUUGUGAAUGAGACAUGUUGGAGAAUGCCGGGCAGCCUCUGCUGUACCCCUAAUACGGCAUGGGGUGUGCCGGUGUUGCUGAAUGAAUUGCCGGGCCUCUGCGCACACGCCUGUGCUCCUCCUAGCGACAGGCGUGGAUUAGACUCGAAGCGUGGCGCAAUGGUGCCUGUCAUAACAAUCGUGCGUUUGUAGCACAGUAGUCGGCAAAUGCGAAAGCUGAGGAAAAGCUGUGUCAGCUUCGCUUUUAUGGGGCACUAACGUUAAAAACAGUCG
Messenger RNA from Astrephomene gubernaculifera, 1474 nucleotides. The record is from the annotation of a GenBank genome assembly. NCBI's taxonomy places the organism in Eukaryota, Viridiplantae, Chlorophyta, Chlorophyceae, Chlamydomonadales, Astrephomenaceae.